GCGCUGGAUGAAGGGUUGUUCCUGCAACCGGGCGAAGAGCAUGCGUUCGAGGCGGGUUGGUUUAGGUUGGUCUAUACGGUGGAGAGGAGGGUGAUGGACGAGGGACUGAGAAGUUAAGUCUGCCGAGAAGAUUGUGAGACCGUGGGUGCUAACAUCAAGUAGGCUUGAAAGGGUGAUUGGAGCCUGAUCCCAAGAAGGUGUCACAUGUCUCGAUCCGAAAACACUCAUAGCUAUGGCUUCCAACAGAGUUGACGUAGACAUAUGCAAGGGCCGUGAUGGAUUUCGCCUGUGCUGGUGCGGGAGUACACCGAGUCUUUCCACGUGGUGCUAAAGACGUCCAUCGGGUAAUCUUUCCAAAGUCGCUAGCGAUUAUGUCGAGGACAUUGCACAGAGACAUAUACAACCUGAAAGUUUUGGGAUUUCAAAUAGAGAACGUUAAACCACUUGAUCCGGACCCUUUGACAGCACCACGCUACCCAUGUAUCUACUGGAUUGAUCACUUGUGCGAGUCAGAACCUAGGUUUUGGGUAGAUAGUGUUGGCGACCAGCACGCUAAAGAAGAUGUUGAUGAGUUUUUAAGAGAACAAUAUCUUUACCGGCUGGAAGGGCUUAGUCUGUGCAAUAGCUUAGAGAAGGGCGUUGUUUCAAUGACAAAAUUUUGGUCUCUAGUGCAGGUAGGUAGUACAGAAUCUACAUAUCUGUGUAGUAUAACUUAUUCGCUAACAUAACUAGGGGCUACGGGACGAAGAUAAACUUUCGCCACUCGUUCAAGAUGCACAGAGAUUCAUUAUGUAUCACAAAGGGGUUAUCGAGGGGCAUCCACUACAGACAUAUGCAUCUGCGUUAUUGUUCAGUCCUACAGGUAGUCUGAUCAGACGAAUAUUUCAGCACGAAGAGCCUAAGCAAAUCACUAUUAAGCCAGCGUUAAGCGACAAUUGGAGUGCGUGCCUGCAGAUCCUCGAGGGCCAUAGCAGUUCUGUCAACUCAGUGGUCUUCUCGCCCGACUUGGCGAGGCUGGCGUCGGUGUCGUACAACAGGACCGUCAAGAUCUGGGAUGCGAGCAGCGGCGCGUGCUUGCAGACCCUCGAUAUCGGCAAGGUUCUUCUAAACUUAUCGUUUGACUCUACUGGCUCUUUUCUUUAUACUGCAAUAGGCACUAUCGACCUUCAAAGUGCAGAAUCGUCUGAUG
This is a messenger RNA of Paraphaeosphaeria sporulosa, 1189 nucleotides long. RefSeq lists its product as uncharacterized. The record is from RefSeq and is a predicted model, not a curated record. Bases 276 to 728 code for a protein of 150 amino acids. NCBI's taxonomy places the organism in Eukaryota, Fungi, Ascomycota, Dothideomycetes, Pleosporales, Didymosphaeriaceae. The transcript has a single exon.